AUGGUAGAGAUACUCGAAAAUAAAGCAAUGGGUGUGCAAACGUUCCAAUCUACUGAUGGAGUCAGUGAUAACGUCCCGGUUGAGGAGAUGGACGACGAAGCUUUUUACAAUAUCCAUGCACCUUCAAAAAAACGUUUACUAGUAUUUAUAGUAUCUACAUCAUGUCUUAUGUCUCCAAUGAGCUCUCUUGCGCUUUUACCAGCCACCGUUGAGAUAGCUAGUGAUUUUCACUCGACAGGCACCAUUAUAAACAUCUCCAAUGCCUUGUACUGCAUAGUCAUGGCCAUUUCACCAUGUUUAUUAGGUCCAGUGGGAGAUUUAUAUGGAAAGAGGAUUGCAUUUAUCGUCUGUCUUUUGAUGUACACAGUUUCAACCAUACUAGUAGCUGUCUCGCAAAAUUUAGCGAUGUUCUUUGUAUUCAGAAUGUCAACAGCACUUUUUGGCACUGCCUUCUUCUCAACGGGCGCAUCUAUAAUUGGAGACAUUUACAGGCCAACAGAAAGGGGUACUGCAAUGGGAUGGGUUUUAUCUGGUACCCAAAUAGGUCCUGCUCUUGGUCCCCUCAUAGGCGGAGUUAUCGUCACUUAUACCUCAUGGAGAGUGAUAUUUUGGACAUUGGCGGGACUUGGUGCCUUUGACUUUUUGUUGGCAUUCACAAUAUUACCUGAAACUUCUAAACACCUAGCUUAUAGAUCUUUGAGAAGAGAAACGGGUAAGAAAUUGAUCUGGAUUCCCUUCAAUCCAUUUAGAGUUAUAUUAGCAAUGCGACACAAAGAGCUCAUUCUAGCUGGUAUAAUGAGUAGUUCGAUACAUUACAACAUGUAUAUCUUGCUAACUCCUAUCAGGUAUGUAAUCAACCCGAGAUUCAACCUUGAAAAACCCAUUUAUGCUGGUUUGUUCUAUUUACCCACUGGAGUUGGUUAUCUAAUUGGGUCUUUUUUUGGUGGCCGAUGGGCUGACCAUAUUGUCAAAAAAUAUAUUAAGAAAAGGGGAAAGAGAGUUGCAGAGGAUAGACUUCGGUCUUUGAUACUAGCAUAUGGGUUGGGCUUGCCAGGAUCCAUCCUUGUAUAUGGUUGGUCCAUAGACUCAAAAAAAGGGGGGAUGACCCUACCUAUAAUUGUUAUGCUCUUUUGUGGUAUAUCUCAAACGAUUUGUUUCCCCAGCUUAAAUGCAUACUGUAUAGAUUGUCUACCUCAUUUGAAGGGAGAUGCUAUUGCAUCUAAUUACAUGAUAAGAUUUGUGGCUGCUGCUGUAGCAUCUGCAACUGUGUUAACUCAAAUUGAUAAUGUUGGUAUUGGAUGGACAUGUACUAUCUCGUCAGUAAUACUAUGGAUUGGAUUUGCUUGUGCUUUGAUAUUAAUUUAUGGUGGUUUUAGAAUUUACCAUAUAUGA
This is a messenger RNA of Priceomyces carsonii, 1392 nucleotides long. RefSeq lists its product as uncharacterized. The record is from RefSeq and is a predicted model, not a curated record. Bases 1 to 1392 code for a protein of 463 amino acids. The transcript has a single exon. Lineage: Eukaryota; Fungi; Ascomycota; Pichiomycetes; Serinales; Debaryomycetaceae. Gene Ontology annotation, molecular function: transmembrane transporter activity. Gene Ontology annotation, biological process: transmembrane transport. Gene Ontology annotation, cellular component: plasma membrane.